AUGCGAUUGCUUAACACGAAGACGCACCUCAUCGAGAAGUUCGACGACCCCAGCGAUGCUCCACGCUCAGGCUACGCCAUAUUAUCCCAUACGUGGAUUCUCAAACCAGAUAAGGAACUUGAGCUCGAUGAAAUACGCAGCGCCCCAACUGAUGCUGCCAAAGCCAGUCUGGUUAAGGGGCAUCCCAAAACCCGCGAGACGUGCAAACUCGCGCAAGCGCAGACACCGGUGCUUUCGCACGUAUGGAUAGACACCAUCUGCAUCGAUCAGAACAGCAGUUCCGACAAAAGUGAGGCCAUUAACGCUAUGUACCGCUACUAUCAGGACGCAAAGAUGUGCUUCACGCACCUUUUUGACGUAGACGGCCGCGGCAUGGCACUGACCGAUCCCGAUCCCAGAAAGCCUGAUACGGAUGACAUGAAGGCUGUGCGAAAAGAAUUCAGCGAAGCGAGAUGGUUCAAGAGAGGCUGGACACUCCAAGAAUUGCUCGCACCACCUCAGCUCUUCUUCUACGACAAGAACUGGAAACUCUUGGGAUCUCGAAGUAGCCUAUGCAAUACUAUCGCCGGCAUAACUCGCAUCGAGUUGAGAGUACUGCAAGAUGCUCAACUGAUGUGGGAUUGUAGCAUUGCUCAGCGCAUGUCUUGGGCAGCUGGACGGAAGACGAGGAGACCGGAGGAUAAAGCGUACUCGUUAAUGGGCAUAUUUGGCGUGAAUAUGCCAAUGAUAUAUGGAGAAGGAGACCGUGCUUUCAUUCGCUUGCAAGAAGAGAUCAUCAAGGUCUCGGAUGACCACUCACUCUUUGCGUGGUCGAUGUCGGGAGACCCAAAUAACUCUGCGCUGUUGGCUCGCUCUCCAGACCCGUUUGAAGGCUGCACAAACAUCACACGCCAACUACUUCACACGGGCAAUUAUCCAUACUCGGUGACCAACAGAGGUAUCUCGAUGCAGCUGAGUUUGGCUCCCUUCAUCCCAGACGUCUUCAUAGCUCCCAUCAAUUGCAUACGGCAACCCAAGCAACCGCCAUCGGGCGGACAGCGGUCAAAACCGCUUCAACUGGGGCUGUUUCUGAAAAGGGACGUGGAAGAUGACAAGUAUAUCAGAGUUGCUGUCGACGGGAAUGACUUUUACGAAUUUCCGCCAGGCGAGAGCUUACGGCCAAGGCGACUCUAUGGAGGAAUCGGCUUUUACAAUGCAGAUACGUCAGUGGACAGUCGAGGAGCGGUUUCCUUACAUGUCCAACGGAUCCCCAACCAACCCAAUGUUGCUUCACCAGGAGCCGUCUUGAUCAACGGCUUCAAGAUUGGCCCAAACCUAUGGAAAGGUUGUCAAGAUCGCCCGUGGAAAUCAGUCCCUGAUUCCCAGUGGGACGCUACCACGCAGAUCCUAUCGUUCGCGCCGAGACAUCUGCCGAGUCUAGAAGCAACCCUCAAAGUUUCGAUUUUAAAGCAUGGAUUUGCUCGUUAUCCCCGCCGGAUCAUGGUCUACUUCGAUGAGAGUUACAAUCUGAUCUGUGAUCUCAACACAGAAACUCUAACGUACUUUGACGCCUACAAGAAAAAGAAGGUCCAAAGUAAAGCCUUCAGUUCGGCGCGAGAGCCUCUUGAUCUUGCCGGUGGGCGAACUCUGCAUACCUACGGUGACUUUAUGCGUCCAGAAGUUGACAGAUUUGAUGGCCUAGAUGCUUAUUUCCCGGCGUAUAUCGCCCGUAAGGAGAAAGGGUAUCUUCACGUUAUGUUGCAGCGUGAGCUUGUAUCAGGAAGUGUUCAAGCUCAAGUGUGGGCAAUCGAGGUUGAAGCUGUGCAGACCUUUGAAGACAAUCCGUGGGCUGAGACAGGGUUUGAUUUUUUGUUAUUGUAA
Molecule: messenger RNA, 1860 nt
Organism: Cladophialophora immunda
Lineage: Eukaryota; Fungi; Ascomycota; Eurotiomycetes; Chaetothyriales; Herpotrichiellaceae
Exons: 1
Coding region: 1-1860 (619 amino acids)
Source: RefSeq, a predicted model, not a curated record